CAACAACGCUUAUAUGGCAGUCAGACGAAUGCGCAGACGUUUUAGCUCAUCGAAAACACGGCAGAUGAAUACGCGCGCGACAUCCUUAUAAGAAACCUUGAAAGUACGCUUGGCUAACAAUCAGCACGUCAGCGGCGUGGUUCUUGGCUCUGGUACAAGUCACCCUCGAAAACAAGUCAUCAACAUCACAGAAUCGUUCACCAAUAUUAGAGCUAAGUUUACCGCAGCAGAGAGUCAAAACUCUUGUAAAAGGUCGCAUUUAUCCCCACUUCAAAUCGUUCUGCUGGCUCAAGGAUAUUAAGCCAGAGUUAUCGACGUGACUAAGCACAGUGAUCAUAUUUGAAGGCCCUGCUUAAUGUCAUACAAAGAUUGAUACGAGAGAAGAGUGCGUAGCCAUUUGCAGGUAACCCAAUCAAUCGGAGUGCGCUCGAGAGCAUGCCUUUCUGCAUUUGAUGAAUAAUUUGAAGCCAACUGAGUUAUGUGAGACCAAAAAUGCGACGAACAACAGGUCUUCUUGUAGUUGGAAUUCUGAGUUUCAUUUUAGUCGCUUCAGCUGGAGAGGGGAACCGUAAUGCAAUUGCUGAAGGAACAAGACGAAACAAAGGUACGACUCAGUAAAGGAUUCUGCUCUCACACGUUCGAUUUCAUUAUUUAAAACCUGUGUAACAGAUGCGGAAAAUUUGCUUGUUCUUGACUGUGUUACGUGCGUUCAUCUGAUAAAGGUUACCAAACGACACUAGCUUGUCGUAGAAACUGUGAAGACCGUCCGAAGCCAUUCUGACAGAAAUGCCUUCAAAAAAAGCUACAAUAACAGCCAGACAAGAAUAACUAUUAGAUAUUUUGAAAACGACUGAGUCUUAAUAGCUUUUUACUUUCCCAUCGAAUUGCUUCAUGUCAUCCGAAACUCAACUGAUAAAUUUUUCAACCAAAGAUGUUCAGGGAGCAAGUAAGAUUAUUCGAGAGGACAUGUGCGUUUUGGUUAGUAAGUAGGCUAAUAUCUCGUACAAGUAUGGUGUUUUUAAGUACCGUUCAGAAUUUGAUCAAAGCGCUCCCGAAUUACCCACGACCUAUGCUUUUGCUUACAUUCUUUGCAGAAUUCGUAAUGACUUGUUAUGAUGCCAUUUACUUAAAAAAAUCGAAACCUUUUAUUGGGCUUUUUAUCGCGAAUAAUCUAAGAGAAAACGCUUGCAGAUUUGUUUGAUAUUGCUUAUUCUGUUCCGUCCUUGAUAGAUAAAACCUCACCAACAGCUUGCCGACGAGGUGCCUUGUGCUGCAGACUUGGACGAAAGGCAGUACGACUUGAUUACACGUCGUCAGUUUACACAUGCAACAUCGAGGCUUUGAUACAAGGUCUGAAACACAGUAAGUCUGCAAGUCAUCGAUUACGCAAGCCUAACCAUUCACAGGCGGAUAGAAUGGAUGCUGCUAGCUCGCUUCGCAUGUCACAAGGAUUUGGACGGCGUUUGAACUUCUGCAAAUCUCAAAGACCAGUGCAAAGGCGAUGCUUUGAAGAUUGCUGCGAGCGUAGACUGCGAGAAAGGCAAGUCAAGGCAAAAGCAGCCACACAAUCACAAAAGCAAAGCUCUUCUACAGAGUUGGAGACACACUCUGGAGAAACAUAGUCUUUUUGAAAAAAACUCUUCCGUAGUAACACGUUGGGGUUUACAUUCUAAUAGAGAAGCAGGACAGAAUGACUCGAUAAUUAACGAGAUGGUUUUGCAUUUGUUCCAGUUAUACCGUGUCAGUGUUUCGAUGCCGUUGGUAAAGUUGUUUAUAAAAUAUUUUAUUUCUAAAAAAAGAGUCAGUAGAGACGAAUUUAUAGUAUUCGUGGAAUUCUUAAUUGCCAUUCAAGUUCCCAUUGCCGAUUUACGUCUUUUCUGUCGAAGAAUGUCAAGCAUUUGGAUUCUCUAAGACCGUGGUUGACAUUUGCUUCAAAUAAUAACGAAAUAGCAUGUCCAUUUUCAUCCAAAUCGUUAUUUCGUGAAGCAAAAUGUGCGUCGGCCAUUGGUAUCCUGCCACGAUGAAACAAUUUCUUCUGAAGUUGUAACAAAGAUCAUUAGGAAAUCAAAUCGACUUGAAAAGGGUUUAGACCCUUAGGCAUUUAAGAUCUUCAUAAUGGUGGAAAAGCGUAAUUUCGUGUCCCGAUCAGAAUUCUAGUGUUGACUAAAUAAAUGAAUAAUCUAAUUUAAGACUGUCUGGUUUUAUAGCGUUAAUGACAGCAAAGAGACUAUUAAUACGUCGGCUGUGUUGUUUAGUAUAUCUAAGCUGUCAGCAUUACACGUUCUAAUGAUGUGCUAAGUCAGCUGCGUGAGUAAUGUAUAGCAAAGUGGAGCUAAGUGGUGGGAGGGACCGAGUUACUGACAAAUGUGGGCUGAGCUACCAUUAGCAUUGUUAUCACGCGAUCAAGGAACUGUUAUUGACGUACUACAAAAGUUCAAAUAUCCAUCUGCAAAGCCACAGGAUUGCUUGACCUCUCGAAACUUUCUGUUGUCAGGCAGUAAGACAGACGAGAGUACAAAGGACUUAAGGGAGAUAUUUAAGGUGUCAUUCAUGUUUAAUUACGUGAACACGCUUAACGCAGGUAUUAAAAACAGAGAGAUUUUCCCUGGAAACUACAUACACUGUUCAAGCUCUGUUUCCAGACAUUAAGGCAAUCCUAAGCAACUCAAGAGUAGUUGGUGCUAUUAGCGGGUAUAAACUAGCAAUACAGGAAAUAAACUGAAAGCUAGUCACAGAGAUAACAGAUAUACGAUCAAAUACAAUACAGAUUAACGAUUUGAGUGAGUAGUUGCCUUCUCCAAAGAGUUCUGAUCCACGUCUUUCGAUAAUCUUCUAAUAUAGAGCUACACCUUUGAUCUAAUUAACAAUUCCUUCUUUGCAUCAUAAGUCCGAUAACACUCAUUUUCUGGGGUAAACGUUCCUCUUUCAUUAAUUAGAGUUCGCAAUAUAUUUCACUCUACCAAUAUAGGCACCCGACGUGCAAGUAGGGUUUGAGUUAAUUAUCCUUUCCCUUUGAAAAAGUUUUCUUAUCUUGUCAGACAAUUACAUAAAAGUUAAAAGAAAAGUUUCAUGUAG
Pocillopora meandrina is the source of this 3075-nucleotide messenger RNA. NCBI's taxonomy places the organism in Eukaryota, Metazoa, Cnidaria, Anthozoa, Scleractinia, Pocilloporidae. The record is from the annotation of a GenBank genome assembly.